Aedes albopictus (Asian tiger mosquito) is the source of this 942-nucleotide messenger RNA. RefSeq names its product small ribosomal subunit protein uS4 (gene RpS9). NCBI's taxonomy places the organism in Eukaryota, Metazoa, Arthropoda, Insecta, Diptera, Culicidae. Bases 160 to 747 code for a protein of 195 amino acids. The transcript has 4 exons. Gene Ontology annotation, cellular component: cytosolic small ribosomal subunit. Gene Ontology annotation, molecular function: structural constituent of ribosome; rRNA binding. The record is from RefSeq and is a predicted model, not a curated record. Gene Ontology annotation, biological process: translation; ribosomal small subunit biogenesis.
CAAUCUGCAAAGCGGCGCCGCACUUUCAUUUCCCUUUUUCGACCAAACUGUCAAGCUCAUUUCCGCUUCUCGCUGUUCGUUCUCUUUUCAUUGUCGAAUCUUGACAAAGCAACACGCAUUGUGGACGAGCUAAGGUGCUAACGUCCACCCGGCAACAAUAUGGUGAACCAUCGUAUUCCGUCGGUCUUCUCCAAGACCUAUGUGACCCCGCGUCGUCCGUUCGAAAAGCCGCGCCUCGAUGCGGAACUGAAAAUCAUCGGCCAGUACGGUCUGCGCAAUAAGCGUGAGGUCUGGCGUGUCAAGUACACCCUGGCCAAGAUCCGCAAGGCCGCCCGAGAGCUGCUCACCCUCGAGGAGAAGGACGAAAAGCGUCUGUUCCAGGGUAACGCUCUGCUGCGUCGUCUGGUUCGUAUCGGAGUGCUGGAUGAAUCCCGCAUGAAGCUCGAUUACGUUCUCGGUCUGAAGAUCGAGGAUUUCCUGGAGCGUCGCCUGCAGACCCAGGUGUUCAAGCUGGGAUUGGCCAAGUCCUACCAUCAUGCUCGCGUUCUGAUCCGCCAGAGACACAUCCGCGUCCGUAAGCAGGUCGUGAACAUUCCGUCGUUCAUCGUCCGCUUGGAUUCCCAGAAGCACAUCGACUUCUCGCUCAAGUCGCCCUUCGGUGGUGGCCGUCCUGGUCGCGUCAAGAGGAAGAACAUGAAGAAGGGACAGGGUGGCAGCGGUGGUGCCGAUGAGGAAGAGGAAGAUUAAGCCAUUCGUUUGAGAGAAACACCAACCUCCCCUGAGGAUGUCCGGUCAAAUCCGUCGUAGUCGUCUUGCAAAUGUGUGGAAUCGCAUGGCAACAGGUUGCCGGCGCCAAUUCCGAUAAUGCCGGAUGUUUUCGGGUGGUGUUUUAUUUCGGAUAAGGAAAUAAUUAAAAAUAUAAACUUUUAUUGUCAAAAGUUA